CCUCAGCAGCCCGAGCCAUGGGGACCCCAGCCAUCCGGGCCGCGUGCCAUGGGGCACACCUGGCGCUGGCUCUGUUGCUGCUGCUGUCGCUGUCGGAUCCCUGGCUGUGGGCGACCGCCCCUGGCACUCCGCCUCUCUUCAACGUCAGUCUGGACGCGGCCCCGGAGCUGCGCUGGCUGCCGAUGCUGCAGCACUACGACCCAGACUUCGUGCGCGCCGCGGUGGCGCAGGUUAUUGGAGACAGGGUUCCCCAGUGGAUACUAGAGAUGAUCGGAGAAAUCGUGCAGAAGGUGGAGAGCUUCCUGCCUCAGCCCUUCACCUCCGAGAUCCGCGGCAUAUGUGACUACCUCAACCUCAGCCUGGCAGAGGGUGUCUUGGUCAACUUGGCCUAUGAGGCUUCCGCAUUCUGCACCAGUAUUGUGGCCCAAGACUCCCAAGGCCGUAUUUACCAUGGCCGGAACCUGGACUAUCCUUUUGGAAAUGCCUUACGAAAGCUGACAGCAGACGUGCAGUUUGUAAAGAACGGGCAGAUUGUAUUCACGGCGACCACUUUUGUUGGCUAUGUAGGACUGUGGACAGGUCAAAGUCCCCACAAGUUUACAAUUUCUGGUGAUGAACGAGACAAAGGCUGGUGGUGGGAGAACAUGAUUGCUGCGCUUUCCUUGGGACACUCGCCCAUCAGCUGGCUUAUCCGCAAAACCCUGACUGAGUCCGAAGACUUCGAAGCGGCCGUUUACACGCUGGCCAAGACUCCCCUCAUUGCUGAUGUGUAUUACAUCGUUGGGGGUACAUCGCCCCAGGAGGGAGUAGUCAUCACCAGGGACAGAGGUGGCCCCGCGGACAUUUGGCCUCUUGACCCUCUGAAUGGAGCGUGGUUCCGAGUCGAGACCAAUUAUGACCACUGGGAGCCUGUGCCCAAGAGGGAUGACCGAAGGACACCAGCCAUCAAAGCCCUAAAUGCCACAGGGCAAGCUCACCUCAGUCUGGAGACCCUCUUCCAGGUUUUAUCCGUGUUUCCUGUUUAUAACAACUACACAAUUUAUACCACAGUGAUGAGCGCUGCUGAGCCCGACAAGUACAUGACCAUGAUCAGAAACCCAAGCUGAAGAUGAUUUAUUGUCAAAGAGCUGCAUUUGGAAGACUAAGACUGGAAGUAUUGUACGGUUUCCUGAGCAACGCAGGCUCCCUCUUCAGAAAGCCUUUCUGCCUUGUGGAAGGGGUAGAUCUCUUGGCACACAUCUGGAGGAAGAGGAGUGUAUUCUGCUGUCUUGCAUCCUCCUGAUGUCCUGGUCCCCUUGAGCUUCAUUAACAACCCACCCUGGCUUGAACAACUCAGAUAACUGAUCUCGGAGGUCAGGCUGCACCUGACUAGUCACAGGUUUCCUGUGAUUCUGUGUCCACGCCCCUGCUUUUCCACUGAAGAAGGGAACAGACAAGAUAGCUGUCGUGUGGAGGGAGGCCUUGUGGACAACCCCCCAGGAGAAAAUUUCCCCUAAGGCUGGGGUGAGGCUCAGUAGCAGAAUUUGCACCACUAAGUAAAUAGUAAAUAGAUAAACGAACAAAAGUUUUCUCUCAGGAGUGGAAACCUCUAAUCUGAGUAGAAUUUGCUUGAAGAUAUGUUCCUCUGACCUUUGAUUUCAUGUUUCUAUAUAGUGGAAAUUCACUUUUUAUAAACUUCUAAUGUAUUGUUUUAACGUGGGCCUUAUUAAAAAUAAAGCUAAUUUCUUAGUGCUUUUGAAAAUUAUGUGACAACAAAUAAUUUCCUGUCAUUCUUUAUCGUUUGUUAAUAAAAUGUCAAAAAAUGCUAGCUGCA
Messenger RNA from Rattus norvegicus (Norway rat), 1813 nucleotides. RefSeq names its product N-acylethanolamine acid amidase (gene Naaa). Gene Ontology annotation, molecular function: fatty acid amide hydrolase activity; hydrolase activity, acting on carbon-nitrogen (but not peptide) bonds; DNA-binding transcription factor binding. Gene Ontology annotation, cellular component: lysosome; cytoplasm; membrane. NCBI's taxonomy places the organism in Eukaryota, Metazoa, Chordata, Mammalia, Rodentia, Muridae. Gene Ontology annotation, biological process: N-acylethanolamine metabolic process; fatty acid metabolic process; N-acylphosphatidylethanolamine metabolic process. The record is from RefSeq and is marked provisional.